Cyanistes caeruleus (blue tit) is the source of this 1257-nucleotide messenger RNA. NCBI's taxonomy places the organism in Eukaryota, Metazoa, Chordata, Aves, Passeriformes, Paridae. The record is from RefSeq and is a predicted model, not a curated record.
GUCUGAGAUCCCCGUGAGACAGAGCUGUCACCCUGCAGAGCUGCAAUGACCAUGUGGAAGACCAUCAUGUGCUCGAGCAGGACUGUGGAGCCAGUGGUGCAGAUACUCCUCGAUGUGCUGAGAACCUGGUCAGAGCACAGCAAGUGCACCUCCGAUGGGGACAACACGGGUGUCUUUGCCCUGACUGCAACAGUGGUGAUGUGGAAGUUCCUUCAGGUGCCCUGUGUCCCACGGGUAGUGAAUGUGUAUUUCCCCCGCCUCUUUGUGCAUCUGCUCUUCCAAGUGUUCUUCAGCACUUUGGAUAUAUCAGAGGAUCUCAAUGCCUUCUGGAAGGGAUGCCAGGAGCAACACGGCCUUGCCAUCAGCCCCAGCAGGUUUGCAGUGCAGACCCUGAAGUCCCUGCUCUGCCAAAUGCGCUGUAAUGAAGUGGUGUUGUCAAUGGAACGCAAGUGUGGCUGGGACACGCUGCUCUGUGCCGACACCCACCACUAUGCCGUGGGUCUGCUGGCCAGGGAGAUAUCCUGUGUCUCCAGGCGCUUGUGUUCCCGGAUUGCUCGCUACCUGCUCCGGGUUCUUAGCACACAGGAGGCACGCUGGGAUCUGCCUGCCCUGGCAUUCCUUGUGGAGAUCCUGGACUACCUGGACUUGAGUGAACGUGGUGCUAACAGGCUCCUGGAAAUCUUCUCAAGGCACCUGAGUAGCGAGUGCAGGGACAAGCGUCAUCUAGUGCUCAGAGCCCUUUUCAAGCUCAGUGACGAUCCCUCAAUGAAUGAAAAGAUGUGGAGCCUGACUGAAAGGCUUGUGGAGCUCCUGCGGGACGCAGAUGGAGAAAUAGUUAGGAUGACAAUCAUGGUACUCAGCUUUGUAGUCUUGGACAAGGAGAUGCUGAUACCCAGCCCCAUCGCCCUGCAGCUGGCUGAGGUGCUCCCACCACUCUUUGACCACAAUAAUAGCCAGGUGCAGCUGGUGUCCAUACUGCUCUUCCAAACAUUGGUGAUUGUUUUAGUUGAAAUGGAAAAAGAAGCCCUGGAGACACAAAUGUGCCAGAGCCUGCUGCCACUCUUCUUCCACUGCCAUGACGAGAACCAGCGUGUAGCAGAGGCCUCUCAGAGAGCACUGCUUAGCAUGGCCAAGUUCCUGAAGAGGAGAGAUCUUGGAAAUCCCGUGAAGAAGGAGAAACUGUGGAAGUUCGCUGAGGUCCUGGUAAGGACGGCCUGGAAGGCCCAGCCUUAGCCUGGAGAAGCCCCCUGUCUCCGG